Messenger RNA from Aureococcus anophagefferens, 183 nucleotides. RefSeq lists its product as hypothetical. Lineage: Eukaryota; Pelagophyceae; Pelagomonadales; Pelagomonadaceae. The annotation marks the transcript as partial. Gene Ontology annotation, biological process: calcium ion import across plasma membrane. Gene Ontology annotation, molecular function: high voltage-gated calcium channel activity. Gene Ontology annotation, cellular component: voltage-gated calcium channel complex; membrane. The record is from RefSeq and is a predicted model, not a curated record. The transcript has a single exon.
AUGAUCUCGUUGUUCCAGGCCGUGACCAUGGAGGGCUGGACGGACAUCAUGUACCACUGCAUGGACGCGGCCUGGCCGCCCAUCUCCAUCUUUUUGUUCCUGAGCCUGUUCGCGGUCGGGUCCAUGCUCGUGCUGAACCUGGUGCUCGGCGUCAUCGCGGACACGCUGGGCGACGAGGAGGAC